Entelurus aequoreus (snake pipefish) is the source of this 3045-nucleotide messenger RNA. Its product is annotated as aryl-hydrocarbon-interacting protein-like 1. The transcript has 9 exons. The record is from RefSeq and is a predicted model, not a curated record. Bases 555 to 2273 code for a protein of 572 amino acids. Gene Ontology annotation, molecular function: protein binding; peptidyl-prolyl cis-trans isomerase activity. Lineage: Eukaryota; Metazoa; Chordata; Actinopteri; Syngnathiformes; Syngnathidae.
UUUUUAAUGUUAUUUUAAUUAUUUCAUGUUUCUUUGCGGCCUGGUAGCAAAUGUGUCAUGGACCGGGACCAGUAGUUGGGGACCACUGGUCUAAAGGACAGGAAAUAAAAGCCUGAGAGAGAGAAACGGGCGGACUCUGGCUAUCUUCUUAAGAUAAUAACAAAAUAUUUUUAACACGUGGGACAAAAGUCAGCUGGGAGUCAAAUACCACACCCAGAUUUUUUAUGGACUGUGUUGGUUGAAAAUCUUGUCAUUUUGGUAAAAGUUUCUCCCUCUGGCUUUCAGAACAUUUAACUAAAACCUGUUUUGUCCUGGUUGAGCUGAAGGAAAUUCACUGCCAUCCAUGACGUGACUACGAUGCAGAAUGAUCUUUGGCUGUUGUCACCUGAGCCUCAGCUGGUCAUCCUUCCUCCAAUGGGAAGAGCAGACUGGAGGGAUUAGCUCCUCAGAUUAAGGCAUCCAUCCUAAUCCUGCCAUCUGUCAGAGAGCAUCCGACCAGGCGUCGCGCCACGCUCAGCUCCCUCUUGGCCCAGAAGUCCAGAAGGAAGAAGGCGAUGGAGGAGACGUACCUUCUCAAGCACCCUGGGGUGAAGAAGAAGAUUCUGUCUGGAGGCACUGGCCCUCUGCCUCACUUCCCACCUGGGACCAAGGUGGUUUUCCAUUUCCAGACGCUGCUGGACGACUUUGAGCGCACCGUCAUCGACGACAGCCGAUUGGCCGCCAGGCCGGCGGAGCUCUUUGUGGGAAAGAUGUUCAAGAUGGAAGUCUGGGAGACACUGCUGUCCUCCAUGCGCGUCGGAGAGGUGGCCGAGUUCUGGUGCGAUGCAGUUCACACAGGUUUGUACCCCAUGGUGUCAAAGGGGAUGCGGAUGAUCGCUCAAGGCAAAGACCCCCUGGAGGGCCAGAAGCACAUGUGCGGCAUGGGGAACCUCUUCCACUAUCAUUCCACCGGCUUCCCAGAGCUGGACGAGCUGAUGAGGACUCCUCAGGCUCUCAUCUUCAUCAUGGAGCUGCUGCAGGUGGGAGACCCCAUGUCCUACCACAGAGAGUCCUGGAUGAUGGAGAAGGACGAGAAGCUGAGCACGGUGCCCGUCCUCCACUCGCAGGGCAACACCUUGGUCAAGCUGCAGAGAUUCGGGGAGGCGGCCAGCAAGUACAAGGAGGCCGUGCUGCUGCUGAAAACGGUCCAGUCCAGGGAGAUGCCGGGCCACGUGGACUACAUUAACCUGGCACGCAUGAUCCUUCCCCUGGAGCUCAACUACUGCCAGUGCAUGCUGGAGCUGCACGAGUACUACCAUGUGAUCGAGCACGCCAGCCAGCUGCUGGACAAACACAAAGACUGUGUGAAGGGGUACUACAAGCGUGCCAAGGCCCAUGCUGCCGUGUGGAACGAGAAAGAAGCCCGCAGAGACUUCAAGAUGGUGGCCCACCUGGACCCCACGCUGGCCUCCCUGGUCCACAGAGAGCUGAGGACCUUGUCGGAGCGCAUGAAGGAGAAGUACUGGGAGGAGAAGGAGGUGUACUGGAAGAAGCUGGAGAGGCAGGAUGGUGGCAGUGAGGAGGAGGAGGAGGAGGAGGAGGAUGUUGGCCCAGGAAGAGUAGGAGAUGAAAGGCAGGACAAGGACUGGCAGCAGAUGUUACGUCUGGUCAUGCUGCUGCAGGAUGAAGGCAACUUCCUGCUGAAAGACAAGCGCUUUGAAGAAGCUUCUGGAAAGUUCAAGGAGGCCAUUGGCUAUGUGGACUUCCUUCAGAAUAAGCAGUUGCAGAGCGGCCAUGAGGACCAUGAGGACUGGGACUCCCUGGAACGAGUGCGUCUGCCUCUGACGCUCAACCUGAGCCAGUGCAUGCUGGAGCUGCAGCAACACCAGGAGGUGGUGCAGCUCACUGACAAGCUGCUGGAGACCCAUCAAGGUCACUUCAAGGCCGUGUACCAGCGAGCGCGGGCGCACGCCGCCUUGUGCAACGCAGACCAGGCUCGGCGGGACUUGGCCGCCGUGGAGAAGAUGGAUCCCAAAUUCAAGCCUUUUGUCCGCCAGGAGCUGAAGAAGCUGGGGGAGAAGAUCCGCUGCAGACACGCCCGCCAGAACAAGACUUACUGGGACGCCAGCAGGGAGAAGUGGGGGCCCGGGAAGGGACGCCCAAAUAAGGAGGGAGAAGACGGCGUCGCUGGCGAGGGGGAAGAGGACGACACAAAGCAGGGCAAGGAGGAUGGUAACACAGGUGUGCUCGAAGACAGGUGUGCUCAGCCCACUGAUGGCGACGCCUCAGCGUGAAGAGAAGGUCAAAGGUCAGUGAAGGAUAUUGAACAAGGAAGUGGAGUUCUUGUUGUAGCUUAGUUUAAGAGGGGACAGAAGACCAAAUACGAGAUACCGUAUUUUUCGGAGUAUAAAAAUGCAUAAUAAAGAAGGAAAAAAACAUAAGUCGCACUGGAGUAUAAGUCGCAUUUUUUGGGGUAAAUGUAUUUAAUAAAAGCCAACAGCAAGAAUAGACAUUUGAAAGGCAAUUUAAAAUAAAUAAAGAAUAGUGAACAACAGGCUGAAUAAGUGUACGUUAUAUGAGGCAUAAAUAACCAACUGGUAUGUUAACGUAACAUAUUAUGGUAAGAGUCAUUCAAAUAACUAUAACAUAUAGAACAUGCUAUACGUUUACCAAACAAUCUGUCACUCCUAAUCGCUAAAUCCCUAAAUACGUCUAGUCCAGGGGUCGGCAACCUUUACCACUCAAAGAGCCAUUUUGGAAAGUUUCACAAAUUAAAGAAAACAAUGGGAGCCACAAAAAAAUGUUGAAAAUUUAAAAUGAAAAACACCGCAUACAAAGCUUAAAUUGCUUUGCGCUAUGUUAACCAGGGGUCUCUGACACAUCUUAAUAUGGAAAUGUAAUGUUAGUGCGGCCCGCGACUUUUAAUUGAAUGGCGCUUGAUAGCGUUUUUCUUGCCAACCCUCUCAAAUUUCCGGGAGACUCCCAAAUUUCAGGACGUGCUGGCACUGCUUACAGCGCCCUCUACAGCCUGCCCAAACAGCGUACCUGCUUGGCCACAUGUUGAAU